Molecule: messenger RNA, 1086 nt
Organism: Caenorhabditis briggsae
Lineage: Eukaryota; Metazoa; Nematoda; Chromadorea; Rhabditida; Rhabditidae
Gene: Cbr-alr-1
Product: Protein CBR-ALR-1
Exons: 6
Coding region: 1-1086 (361 amino acids)
Biological process (GO): regulation of transcription by RNA polymerase II
Molecular function (GO): RNA polymerase II transcription regulatory region sequence-specific DNA binding; DNA-binding transcription factor activity, RNA polymerase II-specific
Source: RefSeq, a predicted model, not a curated record
AUGCCCGAGUUGAAAAAAGAGGAGCAGGAAUCGAAAGAAGACCAGAAAGAUCCGAAAGAAAUGAAUUGUCCACCACUGCUGCGAAAUGGAACCAACGAUUUGAAUCAGUUUCCUAAGAAUUUGAUGGAACAGUUACAGGCUCAAUUAUUUGCCAAUCCUGCACUACAGUUUCCUUCUUUUCCACCAGCUUUCUCAAUUGCAGCUUUAACAAAUAGCCAACACGAUAUGAAGGAAGAAGAUGGCAAAAAGACACCUACCUUAGAGAACAUUCUAGAGACAUCUGCGCUUGAUGGCCGAGAAAAUGGGUCUCCAUCAGAUGGUACGAACAGUCCAGAUGAUAAUGGGAAGAGGAAACAAAGAAGAUACCGUACCACAUUCAGCGCUUUUCAAUUAGACGAGCUGGAGAAAGUGUUCGCUAGAACCCAUUAUCCAGAUGUGUUCACUCGGGAAGAAUUGGCGACACGAGUUCAACUGACAGAAGCCAGAGUUCAAGUAUGGUUUCAAAACCGCCGAGCCAAAUAUCGCAAACAGGAAAGAAGCAGUACACACCAUCCUUACCAAGCACCACUAAAUAUUCCGACCUCCAACGGAGAUAAUCCAUAUCAGAUGAUGUUGAACCAAGAAGCCAUUUUCGCUGCUAUCAAUCAACAAGCGGCGGCUCAUCUUUUGAGUGAACAAGUGCGAAUGGCUAAUGCAGACCGACGAUCACAAUCUCCAUCUGUACCAGUGACAACAGCUUCCCCAAUCAACGCUGCCACGACAAUGCCCAAUGCCGAUGCUUUGAACCUAUUCUUCGGAGGAGUUGCUCCAGUCACCUCUCAACUUCUCUACGUUCAACAGCUCAGCAGAGCCAUGGAUGCUUUCCGCUCUCAGCUAAUGGCUAACGCCCCAGCUGGAGCAACCGCUGAGAUCACUGAUGGAGCUCCAUUGAAGACUGAAGACGACUCGAAAUCUAACAGCCGCGCUGGAAGCUCAUCGCCAACUCCAACUGAGAGCUCCAGAGCUGCUGCUAAUUCCACAAGCCCAACCAAUUUUGCCGAUAUGAACACCUUGAUUGCUGAGGUUAAGAAGGAGGAGAGCCCAUGA